AAUCUAAUAACAUCUUCGAUCUACGCAUUAGACUUCAUACAAUUAUCCACUAUUCAAUGUUCAUGCGCAUAAAUGAUAACAAAAGAUGAUUGCUUAAGAUUCAAUUGCAAAAUAGCACCAUACAUAUUAUCACAACAAAAAAUCAAUCUUGAUAAAGCUUCCUUAAAAAAUAAGACUGCCUUGUCCUUGGCAGUCCCAAAUUUUAAGUGUUCAGCAUUAUUUUGUACAGAUAUUAAGACUUAAGAACUUUGUGACAACACAGGUGAAUGCGCCUGGAAUAAUAAUGGCGCAUGUGAAUUAUUUUCUGGAUGUGGAUCCUAUUAAGUUGAUAAAAAAGAAGAUUGCGUGUUAAAGAGCACAUAAACUAAGUUUUGUACAUAUGAUGAGGAAUAAUAGAGUAAUGGGAAAUACAAUUGUCUCAAUGAUCUAUCAAAAUCAGGUGGAAGCUUCAUGACUUGCUUCACAUUAAAUAAUGAGAAUAUGUGCAAUCAAUAUGAAUAUGCUGUAUGCACUUGGAGAACCUUUUAGUAAUGCUAAGAGGAAUCGGAUGAAGUUAAUUCGUGUUAGCAAUAUCAAUAUUGUAUUGGUGAGGAGAGUAAAGAUUGUGCAGAUCUAUCCGGAUUUUAAGAUAAGUGUGAUAAGAGAGAAAAUUAUUGCAAAUGGAUUAAGGAUAAUAGCACAUGCAUGGAAAAAGAAUGUUCUGAUUAUACAUCAGAAACUGAUUGCAAAAGUAUUUUAACAGAUGAUUUAAAACGAGCUAAGCCUUGUACAUGGGAAGAAGGAUCAUGUAUUUAAGGGUUUAAUUUGACUAAAUUAAAUAAGUACAAUUGUUUGAUUGAUUCAUUGAAUACUUCUAUGUGGAAUGAAGUUGAAUAGAGAUGUCAAAGUUGUAAAUUUGAAAACAUAUUGAAUUUUAUUAUUAUUGUAUUGUUAUUAUUAUAAUGAAUUAAUCAUCUGAUUUAUUAUAAUUAGCAAAAUAAAGAGUCAACUAAAAUAAAUCCCAGAAAUCUCAGGACAUAUUUUGCACCUAAAUUAAGUAGAAAAAGCAAAUCAUAACAGAUGAGGAAGUUGAGAUUGAUCCUAUUUCAUAUGAAGAAUUUGAUGAUCUCAAAUAAUUGCGCAGAAUGAUUAGAUAAACUGAUUACUCAAUUAAUUAAUAUGGAAAGGAAGUCAAAUAGCUCUAAAAUGACAUCAAAAGAUUAACUAAAUGA
Molecule: messenger RNA, 1211 nt
Organism: Paramecium octaurelia
Lineage: Eukaryota; Ciliophora; Oligohymenophorea; Peniculida; Parameciidae
Source: the annotation of a GenBank genome assembly